Molecule: messenger RNA, 567 nt
Organism: Chilo suppressalis (striped riceborer)
Lineage: Eukaryota; Metazoa; Arthropoda; Insecta; Lepidoptera; Crambidae
Source: the annotation of a GenBank genome assembly
AUGUCGGACGAAUAUUUCUAUGGUGUCACAUUGUCAGCGUCACAUCAGUCUGAAACAUGGGACCCGGAAGCGAAGGCCGAAUAUCCACGCAGCAACAAGCUGCUGAUCCGCCAGGCGCUGUUAGGGCCCGACGCCAAGCCAGAUGAACUUAAUGUAGUUCAGGUGGAGACGAUGUCUCUUCAAGAUUCUAUCAAGAUUCCUGUGGCUGUUUUGAAGGCGGGAGAGACAAGGCAUGCUCGUCUUGACAUUGAAUUCCCUGAUGCACCCGUCACGUUCACACUCAUUCAGGGCUCGGGGCCUGUGCAUCUUAUCGGACAACAUCUGCUGGGCGCGCUCGUGGAGGAGUUCGAGGACAUGGAGGAGAUGGAAGAAGAGAUGCUGGACGAGGAGGAGGGAGAUGAUUCCCAGUUCAAGGAUGAUGAAAAUAAAAGGAAAUCCUCUGCAGGAAAGCGCAAGACGAAUGAGGACGAAGACGACGAGGAGGGCGAGCCCAAGGGCAAGAAGGCGAAAAUGUCGAACAACGCCAAAGGAAAAGCUCCUUCACCCAAGAAGAACGCCAAGAAGUGA